GCCAGGGUGAAAGGUCGGCGCGCCGGCGACACUCCCAACAUGGCGGCGGCCGGGGCGGCUGCGCGUAGUCCUGGAGCUCGAGCGCGGCGCCCGCCCACGUCCCCGCCUCGUGCAGCGCGGCUGCCCGGGCUGCUGCUGCUCCUGGCUGCGGCGGGGCCGGGAGCGGCACGGCUGUACCGCGCGGGCGAGGACGCCGUGUGGGUGCUGGACAGCGGCAGCGUGCGCGGAGCCACGGCCAACAGCUCGGCCGCAUGGCUCGUGCAGUUCUACUCCUCCUGGUGUGGCCACUGCAUCGGCUACGCGCCCACGUGGCGGGCUCUGGCCGGAGACGUGCGAGACUGGGCCGCUGCCAUCCGCGUCGCUGCUCUGGACUGCGCGGAAGACAAGAACCAGGAGGUGUGCCGCACCUAUGACAUCCACUUCUACCCCACCUUCCGGUAUUUUAAAGCAUUUACAAAGGAGUUUACAACGGGAGAAAAUUUUAGAGGGCCUGACAGGGAGCUGCGCACGGUCAGGCAGACGAUGAUCGACUUCCUGCAGAACCACACGGAGGGCCGCCGGCCACCAGCCUGCCCGGCUCUGGACCCGAUCCCGCCCAGGGACAUCCUCGCCCUCCUCGGCAGCCGUGGCGGCCACUACGUGGCUGUGCUGUUUGAAAGCAACAGCUCCUACGUGGGGCGAGAGGUGAUUUUGGACCUGAUUCCGUACGAGAACAUCGUGGUGAGCAGAGCCCUGGACGGGGACAGGGCUGUGCUGGAGCAGCUCGGCGUGGCUUCGCUGCCUUCCUGCUACCUGCUCCACCCCAACGGCUCCCACGGUCUGAUUCACGUUGCGAAGCCGCUCCGAUCCUUUUUUUCCUCUUAUUUGAAGUCAUUGCCAGAUGUAAGGAAAAAAUCACUUUCCAUGCCUGAAAAGCCCAACAAGGAAGAAAACACAGAAGCCAUGGUUUGGAGAGAAUUCGACAGGGCCAAGCUGUACACGGCCGACCUGGAGUCGGGGCUGCACUACCUGCUGCGGGUGGAGCUGGCUGCGCACAGGUCGCUAGCUGGAGCCGAGCUGAAGACCCUCCGGGACUUUGUGACAGUUGUUGCCAAGCUGUUCCCUGGCCGGCCGCCUGUCAGGAAGCUGCUGGGGACGCUGCAGGAGUGGCUGGCCACGCUGCCCCUGGACCGGAUCCCCUACAACGCGGUCCUGGACCUGGUCAACAACAAAAUGCGGAUUUCCGGGAUCUUCCUCACCAACCAUGUACAGUGGGUGGGGUGUCAAGGAAGCCGCCCAGAGCUGAGGGGCUAUCCAUGCUCCCUCUGGAAGCUCUUCCACACUCUGACCGUCCAGGCCUCUGCCCACCCCGAGGCGCUGGCCGGCACAGGGUUUGAGGACGACCCCCAGGCCGUGCUACAGGCCGUGAGGAGGUACGUGCGCACCUUCUUCGGGUGCCAGGAGUGCGGUCAGCACUUCGAGGAGAUGGCUGCAGAGUCCCUGGAUGCCGUGAAGACCGCAGACCAGGCUGUGCUCUGGCUCUGGAGGAGGCACAAUGCCGUGAACAGCCGCCUGGCAGGCCAACUGAGUGAGGACCCCAAGUUCCCAAAGGUCCUGUGGCCCACUCCAGACCUCUGCCCCGCCUGCCACGAGGAAAUCAAGGGCCUGGACAGCUGGCACGAGGGCCAGGUGCUGGCGUUCCUGAAGCAGCACUACGGCAGCAGCAACCUGGUGGACACGUAUUCUGCAGACUUGGGGGAUGCCAAGGACACAGUGGCCGUGGGCCAGAGGCUGGCGGAAGGCAGAGGACUCACUGCCCCAGAGAGGCCCCAGGGGGACCAGCAUGCACCAAGCCUCCGCCCAGCCCACAGGCUGGGUCCCAGGACCAGACUUUCUGAGAGCCCGCAGCACAGGCUGGAGGCAAGAGCCCAGAGUCCCCAGGGGCCACAGGCGCGUGAGGAGGCCGAGGCAGCCGCGCCCUUCCUGGGCGUCGGCUUCUCCAGCCUGGACAUGAGCCUUUGUGUGGUGCUGUAUGUGGCCUCCUCCCUGUUCCUGAUGCUCAUGUACUUCUUCUUCCGAGUGCGGUCCAAGCGGUGGAAAAUUCGGCUCUACCACCCUGCUGUGUAGCGCCCACGGGCCAGGGCGGCAAGCAGCUCAGCGCAGAGAGCCCAGACCACCCUGCCCCCCAUUUCCCUGCAGCUUUAGCGUUGGUGAUCGGGGAUUUUGUAAAUGUGUUGGUUCUGGACCCUACCACGUGGCCCAGGGCACUGGUCCCUGUCCACGGCCUCCACAGCUCCUGCUUCAGAGCCCUGUGUGCGUCGCCUGAGGAUGGGAAGAGCAGAGGCCGCCGCAGGGCUCCACAGAGACUCCUGCAGGACCUGCUUCUGCGCUUGGAGAAACUCCCUGGAGGUGGCCUCAUGGUGACACAGCAGAGCCACAGCAGUGGCCUUCCGGGUGCCUUGAAGCAGGUGCAGCCGUGGUCCUGGCUUCGCCAUCGGUGCCUUUCAGCCGCUUGGCUGUCCCUGCCUGACCUGUGAUCAUGGGCACUCGGGGUGCAGAGGCAGCGGAGGGCUCUCGUCACCCCGUGCCUGCAGGCUGGAAGGGCCAGGGGUUUUGUGGCUUGGCUUUCUCAAAAUGAACCCAGGGACCAUGGGGAAUAAACUUGGGGCUCAGAAGGGCCAGGGUGGUGGCAGUGCCUUCUGUUUGUCUGGUGGCAGAGACGUGAGGGUCACCCCAGUGUGGCUGUCCAGGGUCAGCAUGGUUACAGUCUCCGGGAGGCCUGCACGGCGGCCCCUCUGAGUCCUGAGUUCCUCGUCAUGCUGCGCCGAGGAAGCGCUGGGGAGAUGCCCAGAGGAGGUUGAGGCCCCGUACUGGGAGGAGGUCGCACACGGGCACGUCCUAGACUUCCUUGGGGAUGUUUUGAUCAUUUAACAGUUGAAACACAUUGUAAAACCCAAAAUACUGCAGUGGUAAGUUUGCCUCCGCAGACUUCAGCAGAGCAAAGCAGACCCUCCUGGGACUCUCCCCAUGGACCGCUGUGCCCGAGGCCUGUCUGGCAAGCUGUUUUUUUGGAUAAAGUGGGUUGGAUGAACCUGCAUGCCUGUCUGUGUGCUUGCACACGUGUGUGACCAGGAUAGUAGUAAAUAUUUUUCCACUUUCCCUGUUUUAUACUCCCAUAUUUCCUUAUACAGUCGGUCACGUGGGUGUCGUUAAGCGCCGGUAAUACCACUGUCCUUGCUGUGUGAGACACAUGGACAGCUGCCGCCUGCCUGGCCUCCCAUGGCCAGUGCAGAGGUGGAGGGACAGGGAGCGCCCGCUGGGGGCCAGCGGCCUGGCUGCCCCUGCUUCACCUCCUGUUUCACCUUCCUUCUUGCCGUGUCCUCUGCUGUCGUGGACCCCUAGCUGGUCUUGGUCACUGGUUUUGUGCCUGGAAUGUUGAAGGCACUGGGUUGUCUCCGUCCGCCUGAGAACCCUCAGCCAAAUGGCUCUGCACGGCGUUGGAGGAGGCGUCCCCAGGGAAGUGGGUUCUGGAACCGAGAGUCGCUGCCACAUGGGGCUGCUCUUUGAAGUGGGGGUCACCACUCCGAGGGUCCUGCAGUCGGGCAGAGCUUCUAGGCUUCCCUGGCUGAGGGCAGCUGACUGGCGCAGUCCCCCACAUGUCACGUGGCCUGCCAGGCCCAGGGCCACCUGUAGGCACAGUGUAAGGUCUGUUUUCUAAAGUUGUAAGUAUUGUCAGAGGUAUGGAGACUAAUGGAUAUAAUAGGUCAGUAAUUUAAAUGUUUAUUUAUUUUUAAUGGAAAGAUUUUGAUUAAAAAGCCAAUUGACCUGGAAAUGUUAGUGAAAUUUCUUACCUGCAAAGAAAGUGGACAUUUUGUAUUUAAGUAAACUAUAAUUGUGUACAUUUUAAGAAUAAAGAAAACACAUUUGAGAAAA
This is a messenger RNA of Chinchilla lanigera (long-tailed chinchilla), 3912 nucleotides long. It is a transcript of the gene Qsox2, whose product is annotated as quiescin Q6 sulfhydryl oxidase 2. The record is from RefSeq and is a predicted model, not a curated record. Bases 40 to 2106 code for a protein of 688 amino acids. Gene Ontology annotation, cellular component: Golgi membrane. The transcript has 12 exons. Gene Ontology annotation, molecular function: flavin-dependent sulfhydryl oxidase activity; protein disulfide isomerase activity. NCBI's taxonomy places the organism in Eukaryota, Metazoa, Chordata, Mammalia, Rodentia, Chinchillidae. Gene Ontology annotation, biological process: protein folding.